AUGUCUACUGAACGCGAAUACGACGUGAUUUUGCUAGGCGCGACUGGCUACACCGGUAAGCUGACGGCGCAGUAUAUCUUCAAAUCGCUACCGCUUGACCUGAAGUGGGCAAUCGCGGGCAGAAACAAACAGAAGCUCCAGGAGGUUGCCGAGUCACUGGGACCACUCCAUCUAUCAAGACAAGCAGUUGAUACCCUCGUUGUGAGCCUGAACGAAAAGGAGCUUGACUCUUUGGCAAAGAGGACACGACUAGUCAUAUCGACCGUGGGCCCGUUCCAACUUUAUGGCUCGGAUACAUUUGCUGCGUGUGCAAGAAAUAGCACGCACUAUCUCGACUGUACUGGAGAAGCUCCCUGGUUAAAAGACAUGAUAGAGCAGUACGAUAUAAUCGCCAAGACAAACGGCAGCAUUAUGAUCCCAUGCUGUGGCUUUGACUGUGUGCCGUCCGACCUUUUGACCUGGGUUGCCGCCAGCUACAACCGCCGUCAUUUCGGCGCACAGACGGGGCGUGUAGAUCUUUGCAUUCACAGCGUCCAGGGCGGAAUAAGUGGGGGAACGCUGGCCUCGGUUCUCCAAGCAUUUGAGCUACACAGCCUUCGUCAUCUCUACCAUGUCCACGCCCCGUUUUCUCUAUCCCCAAAGCGGCCCACCCCGAAAGUGUCCCCAAAACGAACCAGUCUCUGGACCAAGCUCUUCGGACUGCUCUGGAUCAAACAGCUUGGUUGGAUGGCCUACCAGCCACAGGCAGCAGUCGACCGGACAAUAGUCCAUCGGUCCUGGGGUUUGCUAGAGCCUACGACCGCUUCAUAUGGCCAUGACUUUGAUUGGCACACUUGGUUCAAAAUCUGGGGACCUGUCCUUGCCAUAUUGUGGCAUUUUUCCGGACUGCUGCUAGCACCGUGGAUCCUCCUACGUCCGGUUAGAAAGCUUCUUCCGAAGCUCUGGUACGAACCGGGAAGUGGUGCAGGGGAAGGCACAAUCACGAACAACUGGUUUGAGUAUCGGGGUGUCGCCGAGACAAACACCUCGGUCCAGCCGAAGUCCAGGGCAUUAGUGCGGAUGCGCUAUGACAGUGACCCGUACAUAUUUACCGCCGUCGCCCUGGGAGAGGCAGCGCGGAUUGUUCUUUGGCAGCAGGAUACAUGGGCACACAAGUUUGGUGGUGGGGUGCUGACGCCAGCCACCCUAGGGGAUCACUAUGUGUCUCAAUUGCGAGCUGCUGGGGUCGUCAUUGAAGCUCGAAACGCGGUGCCAUGA
Molecule: messenger RNA, 1257 nt
Organism: Aspergillus chevalieri
Lineage: Eukaryota; Fungi; Ascomycota; Eurotiomycetes; Eurotiales; Aspergillaceae
Product: saccharopine dehydrogenase family protein
Exons: 4
Coding region: 1-1257 (418 amino acids)
Biological process (GO): glycolipid biosynthetic process
Cellular component (GO): mitochondrion; lipid droplet; plasma membrane
Source: RefSeq, a predicted model, not a curated record